CCGACGCCGGAGACUGUGCGGUACAAAGGCAGCCACUUCCUGUAUUUGAUUGCGAAACCGCGAAAAUGGCAACAAAGCAGACAGAGUUGAAGCCAAAGUGUAAAUAUGGAGCUAAGUGCUACAGAAGGAAUGCUGACCACAUCAAAGCCUACAGUCAUCCCAAGAGGAAAGCAGACGACGAGGAAGACACUCCAGAUUCUCAGACUGGGGGCGGGGAUCAGCCAAAGAAGAUAAGAGCUGCCCCAGACACCCCGAACAAGGACAAGCCAACAAAGUCGGAUGUCGACCCAGACACCACAAGCAAGGGAGUCCCUGAAGAAAAAACAGAUGAGGACAAUGCGGAUGAAGAGGAUGUGAGUGAGAGUGAUGAGGAAGAUGUGGACGCCUCGCCCAUGAACCUGAAGCAGUACAUCCAACACAAGUACCUGGUCGAGAUGCCGCAGGACUUCUAUGAUUUCUGGGAAUUCUGUAAGGCUGAAGACUCUGCUGCUCCCACAGAUGUGUUCAAGAGGGUGCUCGGAUUCCAGCUGGUCGGUCCAUUCGACAUCAUGGCAGGGAAGCAUGAAGGCGUCACUCACAACUCUCGGGGAAAGAAGCCCAACUACCUACGACACUGGCGAUACUACUACGACCCUCCAGAGUUCCUCACUGUCAUCAGGGGAGACGAUGACACACAGUUCCACAUCGGCUACUACAGGGAUGACCCCAAGGAGAUGCCAGUGUUUCUGGCAGCAAAUGCUGCCAAGACAAGCUUUACCCUCACACCAAGGGGAGACAACCUGUUUGCUGCUGUCAGCUUCUACAUGAAGGAGAGACUGAAGGGGAAGGAGCUGGGUGGAGGGGACCGUAAGUGGCUGGAGGGUGUGUCCCAGAGGUUGGGGGAGCAGGCCGGGGUGCUGGAACUCUCUCUGGACACACGUACCAAGGCAAUGAAGAGCCGACAGAAGAAGGUGGUCUGUGACAGCUUCCACGGUGCAGGCAUCGUCGUCCCUGUCGAUGAGAAUGAGAUCGGCUACAGACCAGUACCAGAAACUCCAGGUGACCUGAAGAAGAUCCUGAAGAAAAUUGUGGAGGCACGGACGGAGACGGAGAGGAACAAGUUCUUCGACCCGCUGCAGGAGCUGAUCACGCUGGUGCAGUUUGCCAAUGAUGAGUGCGACUACGGUGAGGGUCUUGAGCUGGGGAUGGACCUGUUCAGCUUCGGUGGCAAGGUCUUCCACUCCACCAUCCUCCAUCUCCUUCCCCUUGCCUACCAACUACUUCGACGAACUCAGUAUGCCAAGAUCAUCUCUACUCACUUGCGACACCGGCGACAUACUGCUGACCUGAGUGAACUGGACUAGAUGCUGAGUCACUGAAAGUAAUGGGUUAUGAGUGAUCAAGAUCUGUAAAUUUGUAUGAUAAAUUUUUAGAAACAGACA
Messenger RNA from Haliotis rufescens (red abalone), 1421 nucleotides. RefSeq names its product histone PARylation factor 1-like. The transcript has 7 exons. Gene Ontology annotation, cellular component: nucleus. The record is from RefSeq and is a predicted model, not a curated record. Bases 66 to 1343 code for a protein of 425 amino acids. Gene Ontology annotation, molecular function: poly-ADP-D-ribose binding; histone binding. NCBI's taxonomy places the organism in Eukaryota, Metazoa, Mollusca, Gastropoda, Lepetellida, Haliotidae. Gene Ontology annotation, biological process: DNA damage response; regulation of protein ADP-ribosylation.